Molecule: messenger RNA, 2216 nt
Organism: Castor canadensis (American beaver)
Lineage: Eukaryota; Metazoa; Chordata; Mammalia; Rodentia; Castoridae
Gene: Slamf6
Product: SLAM family member 6
Biological process (GO): positive regulation of type II interferon production; T-helper 17 cell lineage commitment; T cell activation
Cellular component (GO): external side of plasma membrane; membrane
Source: RefSeq, a predicted model, not a curated record
AAGGUGGAUUGUCUCAGGGUUGCCAGCAUCGGUCUCCGCCUCGCAGAGCAUGUUCUGGCUGUUCCAGUCUCUCCCACUUGUCUUCUGCCUUGGCACAGGGAAUGCAGUCUCACAAACCUCACUAGUGGUGAAUGGAGUUCUGGGGGAGUCAAUAACUCUUCCUGUGAAGCUUCCCAACAGGGAGAAAGUGGAGGCCGUCAUCUGGCAUUACAAUGAAAUAGCUAUUGCCAUCAUACAGCUAAAUAACGAGUUAGAAAGCCCACAAGUCAUGGUGCUUGAUGGAAAAAGGAAAAACCGGCUGAACGUCACCCAGACAUACUCCUUGCAUCUCAGCAACCUGAAGAUGGCAGACGCAGGAUCUUACAGGGUCCAGAUAAGCAUGGAGACCCCUCUACUGCUUUCCAGUUACACUCUGAGGAUCUUCAGACGACUGAAAAACUUGCAAGUUACCAACCACAUUCGACUACCUGAGAAUGGGACCUGUGAGAUCCACCUGACCUGCUCUGUGGAGAAUCCAAAUGAUACUGUCUCAUUCAGGUGGCAGGACUUAGGAAACAUCUCUUCAAGUGGACCAAACCUCACUAUCUCUUGGGACUCAAAGAAUUCCAGCAAACAAAACUACAGUUGCAUAGCAGAGAACCCUGUCAGCAGUGUAUCUUUCUCUGUCUCUGCCCAGAGUCUCUGUAAAGGUGUUUUAACUACGGAAAAUCUACAUUGGACUAGCACAUGGACUUUAAUCACAGUUUCUUUGAUAGCUGUAGUCAUCACUGUGUUGUGCAUACUUGUUUGGAGAAAAAGAAGAGGUUCCCUUCAUUUUCCUACGGCACAAACCCAGCAUCCUGUUCAGUCUUCACAGAGCACAGAGUACACCUUCGACUCUCCAGGGAACACUGUGUAUGCACAGGUCAAUCAUCCAAAGCGGGAAACGGAAAUCCCAACACCUAUGAAUAAUGAGGAUUCAUUCACAGUUUACUCCACAGUUAAUCAUUCCAGGGAGAGUAAACUCAUUUUUCCCAGGGCAACCAUCCUCAAUGAUGUCAAGUAAGAUACUGAAAGUCCUCAAAGAAAUUCAAGAAUGACACAGCUCAUGAUCCCAUGGGAGAGAACAAAAAGUGAAAACUUGGUUGUCCACCUAGCAACAGGACCUGAGUAUCUAGGAUUAUUGCUCCUGGUCCUGCUUACUAAGUCAAAUAACUAAGGAGUAACAACAUCUCUGGAGUAUAGUCUAAAUAAUGUUUUCCAGUCAACUCCUGGACAAAACCUGCUUCAGAUAACACACCUGCAUACUAACUUUCUGUUUGAUAACUUAACAAAUAGAGUUAUGAUUAACAGAUUAUAAUUCAGCAGGUAACUAUUUCUCUCCUUUUAGAUAACAUUGAGAGUGAUUGUUGGAGAGAGAAUGUGGUGUUUUGGUUACAUGUAUGGUGUCUGGAGUUGGAAAGGUCCAUGGUCAUAUCCUAAUACAUCAUUUACUAGACAUACUUUCUAGAAUAUGUUUCUAAUUUCUUAGAACUUUAGUCUCAUAGACUUAAAAAAAAAAGAGGAAGAUUAUAAGACAUUGGCUCUGUUGGUCAAAUCAGGAAUCUAAGUCUUCCCUGACUCUACCUCCAAAAUAUAUCUUGGACCCACCCACUUUUCUCCAACUCCUCAACCACUGUCCUGUAUCCAACCUUCGCCACCUCUACCUGGGAAUAUUUUAAUAACCUCUGACCAGAAAUCCUAAUUUUGCUCUUGUCCCCUCCAAUCCAUUCUUCACAAGACAAGUGGGAGUAAUGAUUUUAAUGUACAUCAGAUCCUUUCCUUGCUUGCUUACAACCCUUCAUUGCACUCAGAAUGAAAUCCAGUCCCCAUGGCCCUGGACAGUCUGGGCCCCUCCCCCAGACUCAGCUAGCAUCACUCUCCCACCUUUCUCUUUAUUUAGCCUCCCUGAUCUUUCAGCUCUUUUAUUGAAAGGUUCUCUAUGUUACCAUUAUUUACACCUGCCUCAAGGCCUUUCCUCUGCUGCUGGGUUCCUCCUGUUCUUUAGGUCUCAGCUUAAAUAUGUCGUCUUGUAUAGGAGACCUUCCCAGAACACUUAUUAUUCUAUUAAACCUUCCAUGUCAUUUACCUUCCAUGUCACAAAGUAUUUAUUUUUAUUUGUUUAGGUCUAUUUCUCCCAUUAAACCAUAAGCUCUUCAGGAGCAGAGAUGAUAGCUAUUUAAACUGUAAUCCUAAUA